Molecule: messenger RNA, 1596 nt
Organism: Impatiens glandulifera
Lineage: Eukaryota; Viridiplantae; Streptophyta; Magnoliopsida; Ericales; Balsaminaceae
Product: cytochrome P450 CYP82D47-like
Exons: 2
Coding region: 1-1596 (531 amino acids)
Biological process (GO): translational initiation; defense response to other organism
Molecular function (GO): oxidoreductase activity, acting on paired donors, with incorporation or reduction of molecular oxygen; translation initiation factor activity; iron ion binding
Source: RefSeq, a predicted model, not a curated record
AUGAGUUCCAUUGAUUUCUCCUCUCUUGAUCUUGUGAGCCCUUCAAUGGCAGGCGCAUUACUUUUUAUAGUAAUGUCCGUUUAUUAUUUCUUAAAAGGGCAGUUGUUCCAAAUUCUUGGUACUAGAGCUCAUCGUAAACUUAAUAAACCACCGGAAGCAAGCGGAGCAUGGCCCGUGUUGGGUCACCUCAGGCUUUUCCGUGGUCCCAAACUUUUCCACAUAACAUUGUCUGAAAUGGCUGACAAAUAUGGCCCGAUUUUCAGCAUCCGUCUUGGACUUCGCCGAGCCAUUGUGGUUAGCAAUUGGGAGUUGGCCAAAGAACUGUCCACCACUCACGACCUAGCCGUGGCAUCACGUCCUCAAAUGCUAGCAGCAAAGCACUUGGGGUACAACUAUGCCAUGUUUGCCUUUUCCCCAUACGGGUCAUAUUGGCGGGAGAUUCGAAAAUUUGUGUCGUUGGAGUUGUUAUCUAUGCGGCAACUCAAUUUGCUCGGCCAUAUAAGGGUGUCCGAGACAAAAUCCUCAAUCCAACAACUUUAUAAGUUAUGGGCAGAUAAAGGUGAUGGUGUCAUGGUGGAGAUGAGACAAUGGAUCUCGGACUUGACAACAAAUGUGGUCUUUAAGAUGAUCUACGGGAAAAGUUACUCUGGGGACGAUGUUGACAUGGAGGAAGCCCGAAAGUUUCAAGGAAUUUUUAAAAAGUUCAUUCAUCUGUUUGGUGCAAAUGUGGUGGGGGACAUGAUACCAUGGCUUCGAUGGUUGGAUAUAGGUGGUCACGAGAAAUCCAUGAAAGAAACAUCAAAAGAAUAUGACCAUCUUUUGACGAAGUUUCUAAAUGAGCACAAUGAUCGCAGGGAACGUUAUGGUCCGGAUAAAACCAAUCGUGAUUUUAUGGAUGUGAUGAUAUCUAUGCUUAAAAAUGCUGAUAUAGAUAGUUAUGAUGCUGAUACAAUUAACAAGUCUACAUGCUCGAUUUUGAAUAUUGCGGGAGCUGACACCACCGCCAAUAUGGUUACAUGGACUCUUUGCUUACUCAUGAACCACCGCCAUGUGUUGAUUAAGGUUGAGGCAGAAUUGGACAUCCAUGUGGGCAAAGGAAGGAUCGUGGAGGAGUCUGAUAUUCCCAACUUGGUAUACCUCCAAGCUGUUAUCAAAGAAUCGCUAAGGUUAUACCCACCGGCUCCACUAGGAGGCCCAAGAGAAGUCACCCGAGAUUGUGUCAUUGGUGGCUAUCAUGUGGCUGCAGGGACAAGGCUCUUUUUAAACAUUUGGAAACUCCAACGCGAUCCUAAAAUAUGGUCGGAUCCAUUAGAAUUUCAGCCAGAGAGAUUCAUGACCACCCAUAGCAACAUAGAUGUCCAUGGCCAGAGUUUUGAGUUGAUUCCUUUUGGUGCUGGUAGGAGAGUGUGCCCGGGAAUAAAGUUGGCUAUGAAAAUGGGGCAAUUGGUGUUAGCUAGUUUGCUGCAUUCUUUUCAGUUUUCAAAUCUCAAUGAUAAAUUAGUAGAUAUGACUCAGACGGAAGGAUUGACAUUAUCCAAAGCUACUCCUCUUGAAGUGAUCAUCACUCCCAAACUUUCUAGUGAUCUUUAUGCAUGA